Saccharomyces mikatae IFO 1815 is the source of this 2208-nucleotide messenger RNA. It is a transcript of the gene DRS1, whose product is annotated as putative ATP-dependent RNA helicase. Gene Ontology annotation, molecular function: ATP binding; RNA helicase activity; nucleic acid binding. The coding region runs from base 1 to 2208 and encodes 735 amino acids. Lineage: Eukaryota; Fungi; Ascomycota; Saccharomycetes; Saccharomycetales; Saccharomycetaceae. The transcript has a single exon. The record is from RefSeq and is a predicted model, not a curated record.
AUGGUGGUAACUAAGAAGUACACUCAUUUGGACUUUGUCCCCACAAUUAGUGACAGUGAAGACGACGUUCCUAUUUUAGAUUCCUCUGAUGAUGAAAAAGUUGAGACUGCUAAGAAACAGAAGGGUAAGAAUAAGAAGAAAAAGACAACCAAAGUUGACGAACUUGAUGAGGAUGUUCACGAAGACUUGAAUACAGGGUUUAAGUUUGAUUUGGACGCAGAUGACACCACUUCGAAUUUUCAAGGCUGGAACUUUCUUGGUGAAUCCAAUAAGGAUGAUCUAGAAACUCCCGUAAAGAAGGACGUAGAUUUGGACAAGAUUAUUAGAAGAAAAGGUGGGCUGGUGAAAAUGGCCCAUAUUGAUGCCAAAGAAGAAGAAAAAGAAGAAGAGGUAGACGAUAACGACGAUAAUGACGAUGAGGAAUUGGCAAUGGACGGGUUCGGUAUGGGAGCUCCUACUAAAAAUGAGGAUGAGGAUGAGGAUGAGGAUGAUUCAGAAGAAGAGGAGGAACAGGAGGAGUUGACUUUAGAAAAGGGCAGCAAAGACGAAGAUGUAGAUGAAGAGGACGAUUCAGAAGAGGCAAAAGCUGAUUUCUAUGCACCUGAAACUGAGGGGGAUGAAGCUAAAAAGCAACUGUACGAUAAUUUCAAUAGUUUGUCUCUGUCUCGUCCGGUUCUUAAGGGCCUUGCCAGUUUGGGUUACGCCAAACCUUCUCCUAUUCAAAGUGCUACUAUCCCCAUUGCUUUAUUGGGUAAAGAUAUCAUUGCUGGUGCUGUCACCGGUUCUGGUAAAACAGCCGCGUUUAUGAUUCCUAUCAUUGAGCGUCUGUUAUACAAACCGGCCAAAAUUGCUUCCACCAGAGUCAUCGUUUUGUUGCCUACUCGUGAAUUGGCUAUCCAAGUAGCUGACGUUGGUAAACAAAUUGCACGUUUUGUCUCCGGUAUUACUUUUGGCCUUGCCGUUGGUGGUUUGAACUUGAGACAACAAGAACAAAUGUUGAAGUCUCGUCCUGAUAUUGUCAUAGCUACCCCAGGUAGAUUUAUUGACCACAUUAGGAACUCCGCAAGUUUUAACGUGGAUUCGGUAGAAAUUCUGGUCAUGGAUGAAGCCGAUAGAAUGUUGGAAGAAGGUUUCCAAGAUGAACUUAAUGAAAUUAUGGGCUUAUUACCAAGCAAUAGACAGAACCUACUGUUUUCCGCUACGAUGAAUUCCAAGAUUAAAAGUUUAGUCAGUCUUUCUUUGAAGAAACCAGUAAGGAUUAUGAUUGAUCCGCCAAAAAAGGCUGCUACCAAGUUGACACAGGAAUUUGUUCGUAUCCGUAAAAGAGACCAUUUGAAGCCAGCGCUGUUAUUUAACUUGAUUAGAAAACUGGAUCCAGUGGGUCAAAAGAGGAUUGUCGUUUUUGUGGCGAGAAAAGAAACCGCUCAUAGAUUGAGAAUUAUUAUGGGUCUUCUAGGUAUGAGCGUGGGUGAAUUGCAUGGUUCUUUAACGCAAGAACAACGUUUAGAUUCCGUUAAUAAAUUCAAAAAUUUGGAAGUACCCGUACUUAUCUGUACAGAUUUAGCAUCCAGAGGUCUUGAUAUCCCUAAGAUCGAAGUCGUUAUCAACUAUGAUAUGCCGAAGAGUCACGAAAUCUACUUGCAUAGAGUGGGUCGUACCGCCAGAGCUGGUAGGGAAGGUCGUUCUGUCACCUUUGUAGGCGAAUCCUCUCAAGAUAGAAGCAUUGUCCGUGCUGCUAUCAAGAGUGUAGAAGAAAAUAAAUCUCUUACCCAAGGUAAGGCUCUUGGUAGAAAUGUGGACUGGGUUCAAAUCGAAGAAACCAAUAAACUUGUGGAAUCGAUGAGCGAUACAAUUGAAGACGUUCUUGUUGAAGAAAAAGAGGAAAAGGAGAUUCUAAGAGCUGAAAUGCAAUUGAGAAAGGGUGAGAAUAUGUUAAAGCAUAAAAAGGAAAUUCAAGCAAGACCAAGAAGGACAUGGUUUCAGAGCGAAUCAGACAAGAAAAAUUCCAAAGUUUUAGGAGCUUUAUCAAGAAACAAGAAAGUCACCAACAGUAAGAAGAGAAAGCGUGAGGAAGCUGUUGCUGAUGGCAAUGGUGCGCGUUCUUAUAGAAAAACUAAAAUUGACCGUAUCGCAGACCAAGAAAGAUCUUUUAAAAAGCAGAAGAGUGCAAAUUCAACUAAGAAAAAGAGUUUUCACAGUCGUAGGUAA